AUGAACAUCCUUUCUUUCCCUUCCUCCUUAAUCAUUCAUAACAAAGGCCCGUUGGAAAUGAAUCAAGAGCCAGCUUUAUCGCCUAUAGCAUCGCCUCUCCCAGACACAUCUCCAGAUGUUGUAUCCAACAUUAUACAACUGACUCUUGAACCAUCCAUGUCCAUUCUCAACAACGAUCGUACCACGACAAACGCAAAGAACAAUAGUCCAAAAGAGCAGAUGGAUGCUGUUGAUGAUUCACCUUGCUCUCAACACACUCGAAAGAGAUCAGUGACAUGUGAUGCCACCAAUGCAGUUGCAGAACACAAGCGAGCACGCACCGUCAAGAUGGAUGAUUUUCUGCUAUCCAGCAUAGACGAAUCCAGUACGCUGAGUGCAAUAUGGCAAUUACCGUCCAUGAUCCAUACGUUUGAUUCGCUCUCUCCUAAUCUGAAAUCGUAUCUACUAUUCCAACUGCUGAAGCGAUCAUCCACCAACACCUUGCAGUUUAUAAACUCCGUCAUCAUGCCAGUUCUCAAACAUGACUUUCUGUCCACCUUGCCAUUGGAGAUAGCCAGACAAAUCACACGAUAUUUGGAUGCAUACUCACUCUGCCAAGCGUCUGGCGUGUGUAGGAAAUGGAGGUCGAUUGUAGAUGCCGAUCAUCGAUCCUGGAAGCGGCUCAUUAUUCAGGACGGCUAUACACUCCAUGACCCCUUAGACGCUUCUCUCCACAUCACAAGCUUCAAAAAGCUGUAUGCAAGACAUCAUACGCUCAAACAGAACUGGCGCAAAGGAAGGGCCGUGGAGCAAUCGUUUCGUGGACAUGACAAAUUCGUAGUGACAUGCCUGCAGUUUGAUGAUGACAAGAUUGUGUCUGGUGCAGAUGAUUCGCAUGUCAAUAUCUACAGCACGACUACAGGCAAGAAGCGGAUGACAUUGGAGGGUCAUGAAGGAGGUGUCUGGGCUCUGCAGUACGUUGGAAAUACGCUGGUGACAGGCUCUACGGACAGGAGAGUCCGUGUGUGGGAUAUGGAGACGGGGAAAUGCACUCACAUCUUUACGGGCCAUACAUCGACUAUUCGCUGUUUGCUCAUCACAAAGCCAAUCCACCAAGAAGAGCAGCCCAUGAUCAUCUCUGGCUCUCGCGAUGCAACUUUGCGCGUAUGGAGGCUACCAGACCCCAAAGACCCACAAGGCUAUUUCCAUGGCAACAACAAUGGCGAUGCCACGAACCCGUAUUUUGUACAUUCUCUCGUAGGACAUCGACAGUCUGUACGAGCCAUUGCAGCACAUGGCCAUACGCUUGUCAGUGGUAGUUACGACAACACAGUGCGAGUAUGGAACAGUCAGUCUGGCCGAUUGAUGCACUUGCUGGAGGGACACACACAAAAAGUAUAUUCCGUGGUGAUUGACGCUGAAAGAAACCGAUGCAUGAGUGGAAGCAUGGACACAUCUGUUCGUAUCUGGGACUUGGAAACGGGUGAAUGCAUCAAGAGACUGGAGGGACAUUCAGUGCUGGUGGGUUUGCUAGGUCUCAGUAAUCAGUACCUCGUUUCUGCUGCAGCUGACUCGAUUUUGAGAGUGUGGUCACCAGAGACUGGAGUUUGUCACCAUGCAUUAUCUGGCCAUGGUAAUUCGAUAACAUGCUUUCAGCAUGACAAUGACAAGGUGAUCUCUGGGUCUGAAGGUGGACUCAAGAUGUGGGAUAUCCAGACAGGUCGAUUUAUCAGAGACUUAAUCACCAAAGUCGAUGGUGUUUGGCGUGUGGCAUUUGAUGGGCGUCGCUGUGUUGCUGCAGUGCAAAAGAAGAAUGAAACUUCAUUUCGCAUCUUGGAUUUCGGCGUGCACAGUAUGGAGUAG
Molecule: messenger RNA, 1842 nt
Organism: Mucor velutinosus
Lineage: Eukaryota; Fungi; Mucoromycota; Mucoromycetes; Mucorales; Mucoraceae
Exons: 3
Coding region: 1-1842 (613 amino acids)
Molecular function (GO): protein binding
Source: RefSeq, a predicted model, not a curated record